AAAGUAACUUUAUCUCAGUGGUAAUCUUCGUUGAUGGGAGGCCUUCAGUUCUUGGUCUUCAACUCUCCAUGAACGCUUUUGAGGUCGGCGGUCAUCUGGGUGGCAAGCUCUUCGUCGGGGCGCUCGGUUUCAGAUUCGGUUCAGGUUUUGGGCUCCAGGUUUUGAAGUACCGUGUCACCAUGGCAGCAGAGGCCAGCCAAAGCUAGCUAGCAUUUUACUUUGUUAACGUUGUGGAACUUCUAGCUAGUUUGCACCGCGCUGGUAUGAUUUAGCUCUGUCACUCGUAUUCUGCAUACAAAUCUCAUCACCAUGCAAUUGCUGAGAGAAAGCACCCCUCUCCUGGCUCUUGACCCUGACGAGGAACGCAUUGCCAUCAACGCGGUGGUGAACGUCAAGGAUCAUAACGUCCAGGACCAAAAGCAGCCCUGGAACGACGGAUUCUGGAAGUGCCUUGCUGUGAUCUUUGGGGUCAUGUUAUUGGGUACAAUCUCCCACUCUCCAACAGGAGAUCACUUUCGCGUCAUGAACCAACAACUCUCACUGCAGGAACGAGAGCUAGAGCUUGUGCGAACGAGCUUGGAGAAGAACGAAGAAGUCUUCAAAGCAACCAUCGCAAAACUCCAAGAAGACAAUGAGCUCAAGAUCAGCUCCCUACAAGCUCAAAUCAGCCAGCACGAGGAACACGAACGCUCUAUGAAUGCCACUCUCCAUGGGCUCCAGGCAGAUGUGGCCAACAUGAAGGAGAAAGCAUGUAUUCAGCAAGGAUCAGGAAGUGAAGACAUGGAGCUGCAAAGGGAACCUGCUUGGAAAGCUGCGAUUGCGAGCUUGAACACUUCUAUUGCUAAACUCCAAUCUGAGAGCUACGGUCAACAAGAAAAGCAGCAAGCCCUCGAUGCUCGAGUUUCCCAGUACGAAGACGAAGUCAACCUUUCCAUGAACGCAACCAUUGUAAGUCUCAAAUCUGAAAUCGAGGACUCUGUCGGAUUAUCUUUACAUGGCAUCAUUGACCAGCUUGAAGAAGUCUGGAGUGCUACAUUCCAGAGCCUUGAAUCAAAGGUCGAAGGUCUCCUUGAAGAAAAACGCGCUCUGGAAUCUAACGUAGCCAACAUGGUUGAGAAGGACAACGAAACCUUGAGCAUUACUCUAGACAAGGCCAAUGAAGAACUUGGAGCCUUGGAGCUUGAGGUGGGAACGUUGCAGCCUCAGAUUGACCAGCUUCAGUCGGAUCAGAAGAGUAUUGAGGAGCAAGUUGCCGUAAUUCAGUCUCGGCACAAAACAGGACACUUUGAAGCAGAGCCACCCUGCAUGGGCUCCAGCUUGCCAUCGGAUUGGGUGCAACAUGGCUUCAACACCAUUCAGUUGGUGGUGGACACAUCAAAGUGCCAGUUUCCAGAAGGGAGUGUGCCAACGUAUUUCACUUCUCUCGUGGUGGGGGCCGAAUAUGGAGACCCUGCUAGUUCCAUUUUCCAGAUGAAGCCUACCCACGAUGCAUUUGUUGUUUAUCUCAAUCCUACAUGGGGUGCCCGUAGUUACAUCACCUCCGCAAAUAAUUACGAUUGGCGUAUCCAAUGGAUUGCAUUCUUGGGCUGAGGUCAUAGUAACUCUAUUAAUUGUGAUUGGUUGUGGCACUCGUAAUGGAGGAAGCAUCUGUCUUUCCAACAAAAGUUCAGGUAUUGAGAAGGUCUAGUAAGAGGGGGAUACCGGUAGUAGGAAUGCAUAUUGUGACCUCCUUCUGUAGGUAUCGUCUGUGCCCAGACACUGAUAUCACACUCUUUUCCAUGCGCGUUGGGCCGUUUGUCGGCCGAUCAGCUUGGGUUUGGCCGAGCCGAACACGGCGAGGGGGCAACUACCCCGGAAGUGCACCAUGUCUUUCCAAGCCAUCAGCAACAGGCACCAAAAAUUUUGGCAUUAUCCAACCUCCAUUUUCAUCGUCAUCUGUAUGGCUCUAUUCUUCCAUCUGGGUAAAGAAGGCAAGGUAUAGGAAGCGCAUUUUUGGGUUUAGGUCCGCCAUUCUGCAGUGCUGAUCGGAUAACAUUGUAGUGGCACACUACUGCAAUGGAUUGUUCCGAUCGAUGCGUGGCAAUCCAUUGAAAGAUUUGUGGGAUGCGCUCUGUUCUUGACAGAUGUUGGUCGUGUCCAUCCUCUGCUGGCCAACCCGGUGGCUUUAAGGUUUCACUAUCGAUCCUCAACCCCUCCACCAAGCCAUGCUUUUCUUGGAUGUAUGCUAAGGUAUGCUCAAUAUUCCCACGGGCAUGAUUUUCGGGGAUGGAAGACCCCAAUUCUCGCAGUCCAUAAUGAAUCAAGAAGGGAGGUGGUUGAGGUGUGAAUUUUUGAAAUGCCAGAACAGCUGUUUCCAUUGCUCGGGUAAGAGGAGAAGAUAUCACCAAAUCAAUUUUCGGCAGUUGUUGCCGACCGUUCAAUCUCUGCAGUAUUGAAGGAAUCUCAUGGGCUUGAUGGAUGCCCUUAUUUGUCAAUCCGCAGUCCACGAGCUGGGGAUCUCGCUUGCGAUCGAGACCAUUCUGCUUGGCGGCUUGCCCCUGACUAUGGCCAUGGCGAAUGAGGUAAAUUGUCUUGGGAUAUGCAGCUGCAUCCGAGCUUCUCCCUUUUCUGGUUUUGGUUUGUUUAGAAGACGACAUUGGUGGAUGGGACCAGGCCCUAAUGGAGAGCUUCUUGAGAUGAUAAAAGAUGACAAGGCAUAGACAGGAGUAGACAAGCGAUGUGUAGUGGGAACGCCGCCUCAUCAUCGAAUAGAAACCCCCUCUUCCCUCUUUGAAGGGAUGGCUUCCAUCGAUUCUUGGUGAUGGUUCGAAACGGCGAAGAUUUCCACGUUUCGAUGCCCACGCCACGCUCAAACCGUUAAUCUGUCAAAUCUUGAGGUCUCAUGUCUUUGGCUGCCUCGACUAAGCUCUGAGUUCGCAAGCUC
Messenger RNA from Seminavis robusta, 2923 nucleotides. The record is from the annotation of a GenBank genome assembly. Lineage: Eukaryota; Bacillariophyta; Bacillariophyceae; Naviculales; Naviculaceae.